AUGCCUAAACGUCUCAUUUUAGGCUUUGUGGAGAAUGCGGCCUUUAACGGAGAUAAAACUAAAAAUCCCUUUCAUUUCCAAAACUUUGGGAUCAAGAAAUUAGACGUCAGUAUCAACGGAGAGACCAUGAGUACUCGUUGCUUUGAGCCUAAUUUCAACGAGGAUUUACAUCUGAGAUCAUAUCUCAGUCUGUAUCAAGCCCUGGAAAAAUUAGGAGAAGACUGGGCUCCGGACAUUACCCUAGAAGAGUAUAAAAGCGGCUACACUCUAUGGGGCUGGGAUUUCACUAAAGAUCAAGAGGCGCAAUCGGAUAAAUUCCACAUCAUAGAAACAGGAAAUCUGAGAGUAGAAGUGCAGUUUACCAACAAUACGGCUACCACCAUCAAUUGUGUGGUGUAUGCAGAAUUCGAUAACCUAUUAGAAAUUAACAAACAGAGAGAAGUGAGCAUUGAUUACUAA
Molecule: messenger RNA, 459 nt
Organism: Saccostrea cuccullata (small rock oyster)
Lineage: Eukaryota; Metazoa; Mollusca; Bivalvia; Ostreida; Ostreidae
Exons: 1
Coding region: 1-459 (152 amino acids)
Source: RefSeq, a predicted model, not a curated record